This is a messenger RNA of Zalophus californianus (California sea lion), 2015 nucleotides long. RefSeq lists its product as uncharacterized. Lineage: Eukaryota; Metazoa; Chordata; Mammalia; Carnivora; Otariidae. The transcript has 4 exons. The record is from RefSeq and is a predicted model, not a curated record. Bases 1 to 726 code for a protein of 241 amino acids.
AUGCCUCAAGAGUCAAAGUCGCCAAACAAAAUUCUCUCCGAUUCAGCGCUUAGUUAUAUAGCUCAACGAUGGACUCAAGGGGUUCCUCAAGACCUCCCGUUUAAACAACGUAUCCGUAUAAAGCUAGACCGUUUUCUUAAGCAACAAAACCAGUUUUGGUGUGAACCACAGAGUCCACUUGUCCAUGCAUCUAAGUUUCCGCGAGUGAGGGGAAGAGCUUGCUGUGUUUCGAUUCUCGAAACCUCGGGAAAUGCCGGGGAGCUCCGGGCGAGCCCGAAGAGACGCGGGGGCGGGGCCGCGAGCGUGCGUCCAACUCGUGCGCACGAGCCGCUCCGGGGGGCCGGGAGCGCGGCGUCGGCCAGGGAGCGUCACCGGGCGGACGCCCGGGCGGGUCGGGCGGCUGGGCAAACCGGCGGCCAAUGGCCGAGAGCGACGCGGUCCUGGAGUGCAGCGCGAGGAGCGUGCGGCCCCUGUGUCGCGCUAAGAGCCGCUGCGCGGGCCCGGACGCACCGCGGCGCGUUCUCUCUGGGACAGAGGAAGCGAAGCGCGUUCGUCCCACGCAAAGGACUCGUUGAGGAGGUCAGCAUACUCAGAAGUGACACAGGCGUCUUAUACACUGCUAAGCACUGGCAAUACCUGCAAGAGGCAUUAGCCCAACACAGAAUUCUGAGGAUGAAGGAGAGGUCCUACCCUUUCACUCAUGUGGAAAGAGCUCUUUUGUGUUGAAGUGCUUGGUAACUUAUGAAGACUUAUACAGAUGUAAUAAAAAUAAUAUCAUUAUUAUUACUAAAGUCCAUCGUGCCCAAGCAUGAAGCAGUCUCAGAGGCAGAAAUCACAAUAUCUCGCUGCUUGGAGAAUGGAGAAGGAACUUGAGUUGCCUUCUUCCCAAACCAUGAAGAACCUGGUUUUCUCCUGCCUGCUCCUUUAGCUAAGAUAACCUGAAGAAGCAACUUAAAUUGUGUUAAGAAUUUCUUUUAUCUGGUUCAACAAUUUUACUUGCCUGAUUAUUUAAAUCCUAACUUGACUCUGCCACUAACAAGUUAUGUAAGCUUGGAUAAAUUAGUUUGCCUCUCUAAGCCUCAGUUUUCUCAUCUAUAAAAUGGCAAUAAUAAUAAUUUCCUUGAAAAAUUGUAGAAAGGAUUAAAUGGAUAGCACAUACUACUUGGCUCCGAGUAGAUGACUAAGAUAUUGCAGCUAUUAAUUCCGAUAAUAAUAAGGGAAGAAUCAAGAGGGGGAUGUUAGACAGCCAGAGGUUCAGGGACUCCAGUUGUGCCAAACAUAGUAUGAAAAAUCAAGCUCUAUAAAAGCUGAAAGGGAUGCUUUUAUUUCGGCUCUUCCAGUUUUCCCCAGAGGGACACAGUAGCAACACAGCAAAUGUGACCAUGGCAACAUGAUGGCCAUGGUACUCAGUGAAUAGAAUUUGUCAAUAAUCAUGAGGCUUUUAGGAGGCAGUAGGAAUUCAUAUCUGGCUCAGGUUUUCCUUCUGACGUAUGCUUUAAUUUUGAAAUUGCAUGAGAUUUGGGAAGUGUUCUAGCCUCAGAGAGUUUGAUAAUUGAACAAGAACAGCAAAUUGCCCCUAGUGAUGUCUGCAAAGAACUGACAUUGAGUACCUAGCAGGUAGUAGAGGCCCUGUAAGGUUCUUUAAUUCAGCUAAAGUAAUUUAUCCUCAGAGGGCCUGGGCACUGCUGCUUGGGUUGGACAUGGCCAGGCUUUGAAUAGCCUGAGACAUCAGGUAAUUUGAGGAAGCAAAGCACUAUCAGUGAUUGGCUCUGAAGCUAGACCACGCUAGGCCCCAAAUCCCAGCUCUGGCAUUUAACAUCCAUUUUUUUAAUUUACUUUUAUUUAAAUUCAAUUAAUCAACACAUAGUGUAUUAUUAGUUUCAGAGGUAGAGUUCAGUGAUUCAUCAGUUGUAUAUAAUACCCAGUGCUCAUUACAUAACAUGCCCUCCUUAAUGCCCGUCACCCAGUUACCCCAGCUCCCUAUUGCCUCCUAAAAUCUUAGCAUAAUACCCUCU